Messenger RNA from Corylus avellana, 1106 nucleotides. RefSeq lists its product as uncharacterized. The record is from RefSeq and is a predicted model, not a curated record. NCBI's taxonomy places the organism in Eukaryota, Viridiplantae, Streptophyta, Magnoliopsida, Fagales, Betulaceae.
UUACGCUCUUUUCUCUCUCUCUCUCUCUAUAUAUAUAUAAAUAUAUGCCAUGCUCCCUGCAAAUUAAGCAGCAGAUCGAAACGAAGAUGGCGACGUCAAUACCCAACAGCAGCAAAGCGAUAAGCUUGAAGCUUCUUGUAGACAGCAACUCCAGGAAGGUGCUGUUCGCAGAGGCCGGGAAGGAAUUCGUGGACUUCCUCUUCGGACUCAUAUAUAUACCCAUUGGCUCCAUAAUGGGUGUUCUUUGGAGUCACGACAUAGAUGGGCCUGGAUCGUUGAGCAGAGUGUAUGAGAGUAUCCAAAACCUUGACUCCACCUGUCUUCACCAAACCAAGGAAGAAUUCUUGAUGCCUGAACCAGCCUUCCCGUCCGACACUCAUCCGCCUUCCUUGCUGCUCAACUUCGUGCCACCAAAACAUGACACCACCACAUCAGUUGAGAACCAGUUACCUUUCGAAACACUUUUUGGUUCUGGUCGUAGCGAUCGCACCUCUCUCCACCCUGAUAUGUUUCCAUGGUCUCGAUCUAUUGAGAAUACAUUGGUGGUUGAACAACACAAGGAGACAGGGUAUGUUAAAGGUGUCGUGACAUUCAUGGUGAAGGAUGAUCUGACGGUGACACCCAUGUCAACCAUUUCAAGCAUCACCCUUCUCAACACCUUCAACGUCAAAGAUGUCAGUUUGCUGCGGGAGAAGAUGGUCACUGUUGACAUAGAGACGGGCUUGGAGCUGGUGAAGGCUUCAUUCGGGUCUACCACAGUCCUCACAGACGUUUUCCUUAGGAAUGACUGAAUGAUCUAGAGGUGCUUGAUCCUAUUUAGUUCUCUUCAACUUUCAAAGCCAAUCCGAGUUGUUUUACCAUGGAAUUCUCCAAUAUUCAACUUCUUUUUUGCUUUUCAGGCAGGAAGAGUGGAGUCAGGAGUGCCAAUAAAGAUGUAUAAUUAUGUGUUUUUAUGUAAUCUGAAAAGGAAAUAUUUCUUCAAUGGUUUAUAUCAUUAAUUAUGGGAAAAGUAAAAAAGGAAAAGGUAGAAUUGCUUGGCUAUGUGUAAUUAUGAUGGGUUUUAGUAAAGAGCUUUAUAUUUCACUCUUGAUGAGUGGAUUUGCCCU